Peromyscus eremicus (cactus mouse) is the source of this 708-nucleotide messenger RNA. Its product is annotated as disks large homolog 5-like. The record is from RefSeq and is a predicted model, not a curated record. Bases 148 to 708 code for a protein of 186 amino acids. Lineage: Eukaryota; Metazoa; Chordata; Mammalia; Rodentia; Cricetidae. The transcript has 5 exons.
UGCCUUGAGGACAUUUGUUCAGUGACCACAAGCUUGGCCUCUAGACAUGCUGUCCAGAUUCAGAGGUCUGUUUGGCAUAGGGAAUGGACUGCCGGGAGAGACCAGAGUGAGGCAGAAGGAAGCUGGUCCUAGGUCUCCCUGGAAAACAUGGAAAAAUGGGGAAGACACAGGACUACUGGGAAGACACCAACCCAAACCUCCACCUCCACUGAGCAGGAGCAGCAGACGACAAAGUUGGAGAAACUCACCCUUCAGCUACAGAGUAUAUCAUAUGAGCAAAUUGAACUGCAUGGAAUCCUGGCCAGUUAUACAGACAAGGAUUUGCAGAACAGGCUGAAUUCUUUUGAGAUGCUGAAAAAGGAGCAUAAGCAGGUGAUGUUGGACUUGCAGAAAUUGCCCAUGGAGAUCAGUGACAGUGUGAACAAGGUCAAACAGCUGAUAGAGGAGAAUGUAUCCUACAGGUAUGUGCCUGAUUUAUCUUGGGAGUGGAAGGAGAGUGUACAUGUGUUGAGACUGAAGAACAGACAGCUGUGGAAGGAGCAGAUUGAACUGCAAGAGUCCUGUGAGGAGCUGAAGAAGCUCUUGAAGGAGGCCCAUGAGAUUAUCUGUGACCCUUCUGCUGAGCAGCAGCAGGUUCAAGAAGAGUAUCAGGGAUUGCAUGCCAAUGACCAAGAUUCUCAGAGGAGACUCACUUCUCAGAAAUACUAA